AUGGGGCGUGCGAGGGGACCCUGCUUGUUGCUGCUGCUGCUGCUGCUGCUGCAGGCGGCGGUGGCGGCGAGGGGCGAGGCGCCCUCGCUGCCUCUGGUCCUCAACACCUGGCCCUUUAGGAAAGCCGCCGAAGCAGCUUGGAGUACCUUACAGGCAGGUGGUUCUGAACUGGAUGCAGUAGAGAAAGGCUGCGGUCAGUGUGAAGUUGAGCAGUGUGAUGGAAGUGUGGGGUAUGGAGGACACCCAGAUGAACAUGGAGAAACAACAUUGGAUGCUAUGAUUAUGGAUGGUAAUACUAUGGAAGUUGGGGCAGUAGCCGAUCUCAGACGCAUAAAAAAUGCUAUUGGCGUGGCACGAAAAGUGAUAGAGCAUACUCAGCACACCUUACUGGUUGGAGAGUCAGCCUCACUAUUUGCAGAAAGCAUGGGGUUUCCAAGUGAAGACCUGACUACACAGAGCUCUCUUUCAAUGUACUCACAGUGGCUUGAUCGAAACUGUCAGCCAAACUUCUGGAAGAGUGUGACGCCAGAUGCUUCAAAAUCAUGUGGCCCAUACAAACAGACUGCAAAGUUCACCAAAGAAGAGCGGAGUGUAUCAAAGGAAAGAAUAGAUGUUCAUAACCAUGACACUAUUGGCAUGAUUGUGAUCGGUCAGAAUGGAAGCAUUGCUGUGGGGACGUCUACAAAUGGUGCAGACCACAAAAUUCAGGGACGUGUAGGAGACUCUCCAAUUGCUGGAGCUGGAGCAUAUGCAGAUAGUACUGCUGGAGCUGCAGCUGCCACUGGAGAUGGGGAUUUGAUGAUGCGCUUCUUGCCCAGCUAUCAAGCCGUGGAGUAUAUGCGAACAGGAAUGGAUCCCACCAUGGCCUGCCAGAAAGUUAUUUCUAGAAUUCAGAAAUAUGAGCCAUACUUCUUUGGUGCCGUUAUCUGUGCCAACGCAAGUGGAAGCUAUGGUGCUGCCUGCAAUAAAGUUUCAGGAUUCACACAGUUUCACUUUAUGGCUUCUAAUCCCACUUUGAAGCAACCAUCUGAGCAAAUAAUAGACUGCAUUUAACACCUCUUCCACCCCCCCCAGCCCUACCUUAAAGAGUUCACUG
This is a messenger RNA of Lacerta agilis (Sand lizard), 1096 nucleotides long. It is a transcript of the gene AGA, whose product is annotated as aspartylglucosaminidase. NCBI's taxonomy places the organism in Eukaryota, Metazoa, Chordata, Lepidosauria, Squamata, Lacertidae. Bases 1 to 1053 code for a protein of 350 amino acids. Gene Ontology annotation, molecular function: N4-(beta-N-acetylglucosaminyl)-L-asparaginase activity. Gene Ontology annotation, biological process: protein deglycosylation. The record is from RefSeq and is a predicted model, not a curated record. Gene Ontology annotation, cellular component: lysosome. The transcript has 9 exons.